Molecule: messenger RNA, 4632 nt
Organism: Nannizzia gypsea CBS 118893
Lineage: Eukaryota; Fungi; Ascomycota; Eurotiomycetes; Onygenales; Arthrodermataceae
Exons: 9
Coding region: 1-4632 (1543 amino acids)
Source: RefSeq, a predicted model, not a curated record
AUGGACGGCUAUUCCAAUGUUCUUAACUGGCAUAAACCAACCUUUAGCACCAUCUUUUACCCUUUCUCACGGCCAUUUUACACGAAGGGGGAAUCAACAGUGGAUAUGAGUCUGCUUAUGACUGCCUACAAUACUAAGACGAUUAUGUUGCAGGAGGUACCGCCCAUGCCAUUUGAGCGUUCUUUAAUGACGUAUACUUUGAAAAGGUCAAAUAUUGAUGCUUGUCUCGUUGCUAGGAGAUCUCUUAGACAAGCCGGCCUAGUGGACAUACCGGAGCCCGCCUACUAUAAACAACAUCUGCCUACAAACCUUUUGCCAGUUAACAGCCUGCCAGUUCGCUCCUCCGUAGAAACCGCUGCGAAGCACUUCUUAGCCAACGAUGUGGCCCGUCGCGGCAAAAGCCCCAUCUUUGUUGGGGGGACGCCUGUUCAUAACACUUCGAUUGUUGUUGGUCCUGAACGAGACAAGUUUGCCGACCUUCCUGUCACAAUUUGCUCAGUGUCUGUCCAGCCGACAGAGGGGACUAUUUUAUUUCCCUCUGUUACCGAAGUGACAGCCAUUAAUGCGUCGUCCGAGAAAACAACACUUAUAGUGUCUUCUGCUCCUAGAUCAGGCGUUCACGUCACUAAUCUAUCAGGAGCUGAUACUGUCCAAGAUGUAAUAAAAGAGCCUCCUUCAGAGCUUUGCACAGUUGAUGUUCACAAAUAUAUUCUCAAGGGCGAUAUACAUGAUUUGCUGGGUAUCUCCGGAUUGAGCGGCCAUCUUUACCUAUUCCACAGCCGGGAUAAUGCCAUGCCUACAACGGAAAAGGUCAAGAUAAAGCUGGACGGUUUUGGGAGCGAUCCUUUUGCUGGACUGUUCCCGCAGGUUGGGAAGGAUUUGGCCCAGAGUAUUCCAAUAUCCAACGUCGAAUUCGUUUACUCAGAGGGAAAUACUGAACUGCAACAUACCACUGGGUUGCGGUUGGAUGCUGAUAUUAAGCUUAAAGGUGCCCUUAAGCCAGUAGCAGAUCUGCUUGGUGUUCUCUUCAGUGUCUCCGGCAACACUCCCCCGGAUGCGCUUCAUGUUUCUGCCCACCUAUCUCAUACAAGAGACUGGACUACCUAUCCGAGCUUUUCUUCCCUCAUUCUGCAAGGCUCCUUUGAAAAGAUGUCUUUCAUGGUGGGAGACUUACUGAAAAUCCAAACUGUUGGAGUCGAGAUCGCAUUCACCAAUGUUGCCGAUUUAACAGGCACGGGAAACACUUGGUCCCGGGGUUAUGGUCUUUUUGGUGAGCUUGAGAUUCAUCAGAUUCCUGGCACGGCAGCUCCGCUUCGAGUCACUUGCAAGAUGACCAAGUUUACCCAUAGCUACCAGACGGUUAUGCAGUUUACUUCAACUGAAUGGGAAGACGUUUUUGGCAUAAGUGGCUUAAAUAUCACGGACGUGAAUUUCUAUACCUUCUUCACUAGUAAAUCAAUCAAAGACUCCUUGGUUCUUGCUAUAUCUGCGUCAAUGAAGUUUUGUGAUGCAGAUCUGGUGCUUACUGGUCACUUUUCAAAAGCGGAGACAUAUCUGGAAGCGAGUGUUGGCAAGCUAUCCUGGUCCACGAUUUUAGACUUUUACAGCCAGUUGACAGGAACAUCGGUUGACAACCAGUCGGAAAGCCAUGACAUUAGCUUCGAAGACAUGUACCUCAUCCUGUCCACCAAGAGUGUGGUGAUCGCAGGAAAAGUCCAUUUCAAUGGCCGUACCAGCCUAGAGGGCUAUGUGGAGCUUGGGAAGGACGGCAUUUCAAUUAGGGGUGGCGUGGCCGAUUUUCCUAUCGAAGACACUGGAAUCGAGAUUAAACAGGCCAGGAUCGAUGUAUUUGUAGCAUCAAGGGAAGGCACAUGCGUAUCGAGGUUUUCGAUUCUUGGUAAGGUUUUCUUUAGUGGGAUCACCGUCACAGCUGCCUUCAUGAUAGGUGGCAAAGAGCCUGAGCUCGGUGAGAAUAAGAUAUCAGAAAGGCAAGCCAAGAAAUGGUCCCUGUUUGGCCGAUAUGAAGGCAACCUGCGCCUGAGAGAUAUGUGCCCUGGUCCAAUAGAAGGGAAAAUGGGCGAUCUGGAACUCAGAAAUAUUACCCUCAUCGCUGCGUCUGGAGAAAUGGCUGAAAUUGAAAAGCUGAAUACUCUCAAGUAUCCAUUUAAGAAGGGUAUAUCGCUUUGUGCCACUAUUUCACCAAUGGAAGAACUGAACAACUUUGCUCAACGGGAUAUAGAUGGUUUGAUCCUCAUCGCGACUAUAGAGAGAGCUUUAGCAGUGCAGAUUCAGCUCCCUCAUGCAUUUAAUGUCGAAAUCACCAAGACCGUCAAACUGACUGAUUUCAGCGUUGGCAUUGAGAUUAGCAAAAACCCUAGCUUGAUGGUUACCUCUGUUCUGAACAUCCUCAUGGAAUCAGGAGAGGAUCCGCUUCUACUGGAGGGCAGAAUCAAAGCUGGUCUGCUGGGUGCAUCAGCCUCGGUUGCUACGAAGUCGCCAUGGGUGAACCCGUUUAACAUCAGCAAGGAGGUGACAGUUGUAGAUUUCAAAGUCCUCCUUGGAGUAACCUAUGCAACACUGGCAGUGUCUGGUCCAUCCCAACUGGCUCUUAUGGGUGCCCUUCGAGUUGGAGAAUUGACUGCAGGUGCAGGCAUGUCUAUCAGUCAUUACCCAGAUCAGCAAUUGCUCAAGGCAAAUAUUUCGAGGGUUGAUCUUAUUCAGAUAAUCCGCGUUGCUGGGCAUGUAGCUAACAUUGAGGUUUUGAAAAAUAUGAGUGGGGGUGAGGAUACGUUUGUCUUCACCAAAGCCUAUGUGUAUGUCUCCACCGGAGCAUCCAUCGGGGGAACAGAGUAUCCCCGAGGAAUUUCAGCCGGUGGAAGUAUAACAGCCUUUGGCAAAACUGCCAGGUUCGACCUUCGCAUUGGUGCAGGUGGCCUAUCCUUUCAGGGAUAUAUUGAGAACUUCAGCCUUGGACCUCUGGCUGUAUCUUCCGCGAGAGGAGAUCCACGAGCAAGCAUGGUUAUGCGCAUGACCAGAGACGAACAGGUGAUAAAGGUUGACGGAAUGAUAACCUGCUUUGGUAUUAGAUUGGUGGCACUUGUGGACAUCCAGAUGGGCACCGACACCCCGUCCUUCAGGGCGUAUCUGGCUGUGCAGUUCACAGCCGCAUUCAAGAUCAGAAUUGCGGCAACUGUGGCGGACUUCCGGGAUAUCAAAGAUCUGGCACUCAAAGACCUUUACUUCGAGGGUAGGAUUGAGGGAGAUCUCUUCAAUGUGAUUUACCAGAAUAUCAAGGGGAUGCUCAAGUCAAUCGAGGAAUUAGGCACUCAGAGUCUUGAGUCUCUUCAACACUUCAUAGGAGAAAAAAUCGCUGAAAGAAAGCGUGAGAUGAACAAACUUUCCCUGGAAGUGAAAGAGGCAGAGGUAAAGGUCAUACGAGAGCGGCAAAGGCGUCAGGCUGCCAUGCAACGCGAGGAAGGGAAGCAAGAUGAGGCAAGGGAGGAAAUAAAACGCCUACAGGAUGUCUUGGCUAGCAAGAUAGCUGAUCGCGACCGUGUUGAGAAGAAGCUGAAAGAGAAUGUUGAGAAGGCCAGGCUGGAAAGGGCUGCUCUCAUUCAAUGCAAGAGACGGGAGUACGACGAAAAGCUGCAGCAAGUUAAACAACAAGAGGCUGACAACCGCAGGAGGCUGGAGGAAUUGAAGUAUCGACAACGAACAAAAUAUGGGACGGAUUUCCUCAAAAAGGUGGAUCUUGCCAAGGGAGCUUGGUACGAGAAACAAGCCGCGGAACGGGCCUCGUGGGGCGCCGUUGUGUGGGUCUAUUGGCAAAAGGAACAUGCGGAUGUUUUUACUGUGGCAUACUGGGCCGUAAGACUCGAAGUAGCAAAAGCAGCACACGAAGUUGUCAAGGCAGCAACUGCUGUCUAUCACGAGGCUGCAAGCGGUUUAGAGGCCACUGCCAACUCCGAUGCAUUUCAAACCCUGGUGUCAGGCAUAGAAGAAGCGGAGAAGGGGGUAGAGAGAGCAGUAAACGGGGUUGACAAGCUUAUCUCGGGAGACGGCUUCGACGGCUUUGUCAGAGCUUUUAUAGACACGGAGGAAAGAAAGAUUGAUGAAGCAAUAAAAGCGCUGGAUGCAAUGCAAAACGAAAGCAGUAAAUUGCAAAAAGCAGUCCAAGAGGCUCAGAGAAUACUGGACAGGGAUAGACCGGAACUCGAAAGGGAGAUUGCAGAGGCCGAUGAGGCUAUAGAGCGCCUCCAGGAAGACGCAGAGCUUGCAAAUCUCCAACGGUACUAUGACAGUCAGCUCAAAAUCCACGUUGAGGUACAUAAUGUUAUUGAGGGAAUGGAGGCCAGUCUAGAGACCCUCAAAGAAAACUGGAAAGAGGGUAUGCAUAAGCUUGAAAAUAUGGUGGACAUAUUUCAUAUCGAGAAAAUUGAGGUUGCAGCCCACACUCAUGCUCUGGUCAACAGCAAACCGCUGAACUUUUUGUUUGUUGGAAAUUUGGGCGACAAGCAGUUUGAGAUUCGUGCCGAGUGGUCACCAGGCAAUUCGCUCCAAGCAUUAUAUAAGGAAGUGACCAACGGUAUUCUCGAGUUUGCCGGAGGUAGAGACUAUAUCUUCGGGGCGUGA